Messenger RNA from Kockovaella imperatae, 1002 nucleotides. RefSeq lists its product as hypothetical. The transcript has 5 exons. The coding region runs from base 1 to 1002 and encodes 333 amino acids. NCBI's taxonomy places the organism in Eukaryota, Fungi, Basidiomycota, Tremellomycetes, Tremellales, Cuniculitremaceae. The record is from RefSeq and is a predicted model, not a curated record.
AUGCUGAGAAUGGCUCGAGCUUGGAUGUUGUUGCUGCUCCUCGUGGGCUUGAUCUUGCCCGUAUUGGCAGAAGAGCCCGCUGCACCUGUGGAAACUCCAGGCAUUCCUAUCUUGAACCAGACAUUACCUAACCGACUGCUAAACGUGGGCAAGUCGUACUUGACUGGAAAGCGAAUCACCGUCGACUAUGUCCAACGGAGAAUGGACGAUGAAGAAGCUGGAGUCGUCAGACUGACUGAUAGCAACUACAAGGAGAUCGUGGAGGAUGGCGAUAAAGAGGACAUUUACGUUGCCAUCUUGCACGGCGACAUGACUCACCGAAACUCGCCCAAAUACUUUGAUGCGCACCACGACGCCGUCAAGCUCUACACAGAAGCUAUAAAGGAGAAGAAGGAAUUUAAAGCCGCCGACGCCGAGGACAAAGCGACAGAAUUGACCAAGGACGAAAAAGCAUUGCUUAAACAUGUGAAAUGGGCUCGAAUCGACUAUGUUGACGAAUGGAAACUGUGUGCCAGAUGGCAGAUCUUCAGACCACCAUACCUCGUCAUUAUAACCGACGGGGGUGAAAACCUUCGAUUCUUCUCGGCUCGUCAAUUCCCAGCCAAGGGUGAAGUCAUUCUCAACUACAUCAAAUCGGGCCAAUGGAAGGAGAUACCUCCGUGGAAGGGCAUGUUCGGACCAGGCGGUAGACUGUCGUUCUUCGUUGACCUGUACAUUAAACCACAGGAACGACUCGCUGAGCGAUUUGGAAACAUUCCACCUAUCGUUUGGAUGCUCGUCUUUGGAUGGAUGACCAGAGAAUUGACAACUAUCACCACCCAAUGGUUCAACAACCGAGAAGCUCGUCGGGCAGCUGCUCCUAAACCCACGGACAACAAGAAGAGUAGAGAAAAGAUGGAAGCGGCUUUGAAGGAACUGAGAGCGAAGCGAGCAGCAGAGGAGGCAGCGUCGGGUUCCUCUGCUGCGUCGGGUUCAAAAAAGGAAAACAAGAAGCGAAAGUAG